ACCACAACGGCUCCAACCACAACCACAGUUGCUCCAACCACAACCACAACGGCUCCAACUACAACCACAGCUGCUCCAACCACAACCACAGCGGCUCCAACCACAACCACAGCGGCUCCAACCACAACAACAGCUGCUCCAACCACAACAACAGCGGCUCCAACCACAACCACAGAUGCUCCGACCACAACCACAGAUGCUCCAACCACAACAACAGCGGCUCCAACCACAACCACAGAUGCUCCGACCACAACCACAGCUGCUCCAACCACAACAACAGCUGCUCCAACCACAACCACAGUUCCUCCAACUACAACCACAGUUCCUCCAACUACAACCACAGCGGCUCCAACCACAACCACAACUGCUCCAAUCACAACAGCAGCUAAAACCACAACAACAGUGGCUACAACCACAACCACAACAGCUCCAACCACAACCACAGCUGCUCCAGCCACAACAACAGCUGCUCCAACCACAACCACAAUGGCUCCAACCACAACAACAGCUACUCCAACCACGACAACAGCUGCUCCAACCACAACUGCAUCAUCAUCUUCUCCUAAUGAUACACUAAUUAAAGACAUUUUGGUUAAUGAGGCUUCAAACAUCAGGGAAUUCAACAUACUAGCAGACACGGUUGCUAUUAGUGACCCAGAUGCUCCACCCACAACCACAGCUGCUCCAAGCACAACCACAGGGGCUCCAACCACAACAACAGCUGGAUCAACUACAACCACAUCGGCUCCAACCACAACCACAGUUCCUCCAACUACAUCCACAGCGGCUCCAACCACAACCACAGCUGCUCCAACCACAUCCACAACUGCACCAACCACAACCACAGUGGCUCCAACCACAGUGACAGCUACUCCAACUACAACUACAGCGACAGCUGUUACAACCACAACCACAGAAGCUCCAACCACAUCCACAGUCGCUCCAACUACAACAACAGUGUCUCCAACCACAACCACAACCACAGCUGCUCCAACAACAACUACGGCAUUUUCAACAACAACAACACCUGCUUCAACCACAACUACAGCUGCUCCAACUACAACCACAGAGGCUCUAACCACAACCACAGUGGCUCCAACCACCACCACAGGUGCUCCGACCACAACCACAGUGGCUACAACCACCACCACAGGUGCUCCGACCACAACCACAGCUGCUCCACCUACAACUAAAGAUGCUCCAACUACAACCACAGAGGCUCCAACUACAGUGGCUACAACCACAACCACUGCUGCUACAACUACCACUACAGAUGCUCAAACUACAAUCACAGAGGCUCCAACCACAACCACAGCUGCUCCAACCACAACCACAGGGGCUCCAACCACAACAACAGCUGGAUCAACUACAACCACAUCGGCUCCAGCCACAACCACAGUUCCUCCAACUACAUCCACAGCGGCUCCAACCACAACCACAGCUGCUCCAACCACAACCACAACUGCUCCAACGACAACCACAGUGGCUCCAACCACAGUGACAGCUACUCCAACUACAACUACAAUUCUCCUACAACAACCUCAGAGAGGCUCCAACUACAGUGGUGUUGGGUACCACAACCACUGCUGCUACAACUACCACUACAGAUGCUCCAACUACAACCACAGCUUCUCCAACUACAACCACAUCGGCUCCAGCCGCAACCACAGCGACUCGGCUCCAACAACAACCACAGCUGCCCAAACCACAACCACAGCUGCUCCAACUACAACCACAGAGGCUCCAACUACACUUGCUCCAACCAUAACUACAGCUGUUCCAACUACAACUACAGCUGCUCCAACUACAACCACAGAGGCUCUAACCACAACCACAGUGGCUCCAACCACAUCCACUGUGGCUCCAACCCCAACCACAACCACAGCCGCUCCAUCCACAACCACUGCUGCUCCAACAACAACUUCACCUGCUCCAACAACAAGAUCAGUGGCCCCAACUAAAACUACAGUUGUUCCAACUACAACCACAGAGGCUCCAACCACAACAACAGCUGCUUCAACCACAACCACAGCAGGUCCAACCACAGCAGUAACAACCACAACCACUGCUACUCAAAGAACAACUACGGCAGCUCCAACCACAACCACGACGGCUCCAACCACAACCACUGCUGCUUCAACAACUACGGCACCUCCUACGACAACACCUGCUCCAACCACCACAACAGCUACACCAACCACAGCUACAGCUGUUACAACCACAACCACAGAAGCUCCAACCACAUCCACAGUCGCUCCAACUACAACAACAGUGUCUCCAACCACAACCACAGCUGCUCCACCAACAACCACAGAAGCUCCAACCACAACCACAGUGGCUCCGACCACAACCACAGCAGCUCCAUCCACAACAACAACAGAUCCAAGUAAAACAACAGUGUCUCCAACCACAACCACAGCAGCUCCAACCACAGCAGUAACAACCACAACCACUGCUACUCCAACAACAACUAUGGCAGCUCCAACAACAACCACGACGGCUCCAACCACAACCACUGCUGCUCCAACAACAUCUACGGCAGCUCCAACAACAACAACACCU
Molecule: messenger RNA, 2562 nt
Organism: Xiphophorus maculatus (southern platyfish)
Lineage: Eukaryota; Metazoa; Chordata; Actinopteri; Cyprinodontiformes; Poeciliidae
Product: mucin-5AC-like
Exons: 7
Source: RefSeq, a predicted model, not a curated record